Molecule: messenger RNA, 471 nt
Organism: Passer montanus (Eurasian tree sparrow)
Lineage: Eukaryota; Metazoa; Chordata; Aves; Passeriformes; Passeridae
Product: scale keratin-like
Exons: 1
Coding region: 1-471 (156 amino acids)
Cellular component (GO): intermediate filament
Molecular function (GO): structural constituent of cytoskeleton
Source: RefSeq, a predicted model, not a curated record
AUGUCCUGCUACGACCUGUACCCCUCCGCUGCCUGCGGUGCCCUCCGUCCCCAGCCCCUGGCCGGCAGCGGGAACGAGCCGUGCGUCCGCCAGUGCCCUGACUCCACCACCGUGAUCCAGCCUCCCGCCGUGGUGGUCACCUUCCCCGGCCCCAUCCUCAGCUCCUUCCCCCAGGAUUCCGUGGUGGGAUCUGCUGGAGCACCCGUCCUUGCAGCCUCCGGGGCCUCCCUGGGCUAUGGGGGCUACGGGUCCCUGGGCUAUGGGGGCUACGGAUCCCUGGGCUAUGGGGGUCUCUAUGGAUAUGGGGGUUAUGGAUCCCUGGGCUACGGGGGCCUGUGGGGCUAUGGGGGUCUGGGCUCCUGUGGUGGGUACCGGGGCCUGUAUGGCUCUGGCAGAGCCUUUGGCUCUGGCUAUUGCAGCCCCUACUCCUGGUACGGCCGCUACGGCCGCGGCUUCUGGGGCUCCUGCUAA